Molecule: messenger RNA, 1095 nt
Organism: Ustilaginoidea virens
Lineage: Eukaryota; Fungi; Ascomycota; Sordariomycetes; Hypocreales; Clavicipitaceae
Exons: 2
Coding region: 1-1095 (364 amino acids)
Biological process (GO): translational initiation
Cellular component (GO): eukaryotic translation initiation factor 3 complex, eIF3m
Molecular function (GO): translation initiation factor binding; translation initiation factor activity; metallopeptidase activity
Source: RefSeq, a predicted model, not a curated record
AUGGCCGCCGCCGCUACCGAGCACUUCAUACAUCUCGCGCGUCCUUUGACGCACACCAAUGCUGGUCUUCAGUCGAGCAUUGCCCCGCUUACCGUCAACAUUCAACCUCAGGCCGUCUUCUCUAUCCUCGAUCAUGCCGUUCGAAGAGACACUGGUGAGAACGCCCAGUCUACCCGCGUCAUUGGCGCCCUGGUAGGAACCCGAUCCGAAGACGGCACCGACGUCGAGGUCCGCUCUUGCUUCGCCAUCCCCCACACCGAGGAGGAGGACCAGGUCGAAGUCGACGUGGAAUACCAGAAGAACAUGCUCGCCUUGACGCUCAAGGCUUCGCCCCGCGAAACCCUCCUCGGAUGGUACACCACCUCCCCCGAGCUCAACAGCUUCAGCGCCUUGAUCCAGAACUUCUUUGCCAGCGCGGAGACCGGCACUGCCCCUCACCCCGCCGUCCACAUGACCAUUUCCACCGAGCCCGGCGAGGACAUCCAGACCAGGUGCUACAUCAGCGCCCCCGUGGCCGUCAACGCUGAACGCGCCGCGGAAAGCUGCCUCUUCAUCCAGGUGCCCCACAAGAUCCUGUACGGCGACGCGGAACGAAGCGCCCUCGAGGCCGUCGCCAGCGCCCAGGACAACGAGAACCGAGCCGCCCCCCUCGUCUCGGAUAUCGAGAGCCUCGGCCGAUCCGUCGAGCACACUCUCGGCCUGCUGGACCGCGUUAGUGAAUGGAUCAACGGCGUCCUCGACGAGGACGAGGAGCCCAACACCGCCCUGGGCCAAUACCUCAUGAACGCCCUGUCUCUGACACCCAAGGUCGAUGCCUCUCAAAUUGAGCACGACUUCAACAACCACAUCCAGGACGUCCUCAUGGUCAGCUACCUCGCCAACACUAUCCGCACUCAGAUUGACCUCUCCCAACGAUUGGCGACAGCCAACCUCAUCAGCAACGACAAGGAUGGCGACAAAGGUGACGGUGACAAGGGUCAGCGCGGCAACAAGCGAGGUGGCCGUGGUGGUGCCAGAAGCGGUGGUCAGCAAAGGGAGCAACGAGAGCCAAGAGAACUUCGGGAACCCCGAGAGCCAAGAGAGCCAACCGAGUAG